This is a messenger RNA of Macrosiphum euphorbiae (potato aphid), 1098 nucleotides long. NCBI's taxonomy places the organism in Eukaryota, Metazoa, Arthropoda, Insecta, Hemiptera, Aphididae. The record is from the annotation of a GenBank genome assembly.
AUGACCGUGCACGAACUGACGGCCGCUUCAGCGGCCGGCACCAUGCCCAUGCACCAUCUCGGCAGAUCCCGAUUCAUGAUCACGGACAUAUUGUCCGACAACGGGCGCAACAACGGCGGCGGUUCGCCCGUGUCGCCCGCCUCGUCCACGGACGGGCCUCGUGAUCUGUCUCUGCACGGCCGCGCGUCCUCCGGCAGCAACGGCGGAGGCGGUGGCCAGGGAGCGGGGCCCGCCGGCGUUGGCGGAGGGCCGGCCGACUCGGACCUGAGCGACGACCACGAGAGCGGCACUGAUAGCGGACUGCCAGGCGACAACUCGUCCGUUUGCUCGAACGGUCAUAGAGACGAUGACGGACGGAAUUCCGGUUCAAAUCUCAGCAAGAAACAGAGAAAAGCGAGGACGGCGUUCACGGACCACCAGUUGCAGACGCUCGAAAAGAGUUUUGAGAGACAAAAGUACCUGAGCGUUCAGGACCGCAUGGAAUUGGCGGCCAAGCUCAACCUGUCCGACACUCAAGUCAAGACUUGGUAUCAGAAUAGAAGGACCAAAUGGAAACGUCAGACGGCAGUGGGCCUGGAACUGUUGGCCGAGGCAGGCAACUACGCGGCGUUUCAGCGGCUGUACGGCGGACCGCCAUACGGAUGCUGGCCUUACCCGGCCGGUGCUGCGGGGGGCGCGGGUGGCGUCUCCGGCGGGGGCGGCGUUUCGGGCGCAGGCGGCGCACCGUCCGCCGCCGACCUGUACUACCGGCAGGCGGCUGUGGCCGCGGCUGCAGUGUCCACGCUCCAGAAGCCACUGGCCUACAGGCUGUAUCCCGGCAUGGCAGGCGGCCCUGGAGCCGCGGGCUCCGGCGCCGGCGCGUCCGGCCACCAUCACCAUCACCACCAAAUACCGCCACCGCCCGUGCCGCUCGCCCAUCCGAUGUACUACGGCGGCGUCCACCAUCCGGCCACCAUGCAGCCGAUGCUGGGCCGCAGCCCGACACCCGAACCACCCGGCCGGUCGUCCCGAGGCUCGCCAAGGUCGACGGUGGACAGCCGACCCGGUUCGGUGGACGUCGAAGACGACGGGUCCGACUCGCCCAACGUGGACGUUUAA